AUGGACAGUAUCGCCAACCUCGUUUCCUGCGCCGCUGCCACCACAGCCGAUGUCGAAGCUCUUGUCGCCAUGUGUCGAGUGCAGUGCCCAAGUGAGGCGGACGAGUCAAUCAAGAUCCAUGCAAUCCUUCAAGAUGGGCCGGCCGAAUUACAAAGGCUCAAAAAGUCCAUGAUGGCUAAUGUUACAAAUCUUCAACAACUCAUCAUGGAGCCGUCGGAGCUGCUACAACAGCUCGCCUGUCAGACUGCACAGGUGUUGAGAACGUCAACUAAAGAAUGCCUCAUCAAGUCCCAAUUAUUGGCUUGCCUGCACUGGCUGGGGGAUUUUCAAGUCUUGGCUUGUAUCCCCCUUCGUCACAGCGUGCCGAUCAAAGAUAUCUCCGACUUGGCAGGCGUGCCGGAAGCUCAACUCUGUCGAAUAGCGCGUAUGACAAUGGCCUUUGGGUUUUUAUGCGAGCCGCAACCAGGACGUCUAUCGCAUAAUGCCUUGUCUGCCGCCUUUGUCACCAAUCCUUCUCUGCUCGACGCCGUCAUGUUUCUUGCUGGCACAGCGACUCCGUCCGCGUUGAAAAUGGCUGUCAAUACCCAGCGGCUCAACUACUCCAGCACUCCGCAGGCGACUGCGUAUAACCUUGCUAGCAAUCACGCGAGCUCAUUUAGCGCCGAGUGCGAACAACGACCGCAGCUGAGGCGACAAUGGUCUGCUUUCCGGCGCUACGGAACCGGCGAUGUGGACGAUGACCUGGUGGAAAUUCUUCAGUCACUGCAAUGUGCCAACCAAUUUGUUGGUAAACCAUGUACCGUUGUGGAGAUUGGGGCCGAGUCAACGACGCAAGCAAUGGCUCUGGCAAGUCAUUAUCCUUGCCUGAAGAUUAUAGUGCAGAUGGGCGAUUUGGAAGCUCAAUGGCAAAAUUCCGGGGGGAAGAACAUAUCCUACGAGUCUAUGCUAGACCAACCGGGGUGUAUAGUAGACGGACGAGUGACUACUCAGCGUCGCCCUAUGGGUACCACACAGACCAUUCGUGAUGCCAGAGUGUAUAUCCUUCAUCUCACUUCAUGCACAGGUGUUACAGAGGGUGUUCAGGCCGAGCUGAAACAACUGGUGGAAGUCUUGAAAAAUAACAAGCCCGGGAGAAUCGUUCUUACGUCGGGGUUACUCCCCGAACUUGGAACAAUACGCCGUAGCGUAGAGGCCCUCGCUCGGCUAAGGGACUUGACAAUGUUUCAACUCGCGAAUCAAAGGGAGUUGGAGAUGGCUGAGAUGAUGGGCAUUCUGAAUAGUAUGGGGGAUAACACCGGCCGUCUAAUCGUGGAAAAUAAGUACUGCUCGCCUACCAGUGGAGCCUCUGCUCUGGAGAUUCGGUAUCAUGAAUAUGUCACUGGAUAG
Metarhizium brunneum ARSEF 3297 is the source of this 1386-nucleotide messenger RNA. It is a transcript of the gene tpcD, whose product is annotated as Trypacidin cluster transcriptional coactivator tpcD. The record is from RefSeq and is a predicted model, not a curated record. Gene Ontology annotation, molecular function: methyltransferase activity. NCBI's taxonomy places the organism in Eukaryota, Fungi, Ascomycota, Sordariomycetes, Hypocreales, Clavicipitaceae.